GAAAAUAAAAUAUAACAAUAUGCAAGAGUAUCAUAAGAACAACAAAUAGCAAAUGCAUAGCUUCUUCAUAUCCAUCCUUUGCCACUUUGAUACUUUAUUAUUUUUAAACCAUAUGGUAAUUAUCAAUUAGUUACUAUGGCUACACAUUGUAGUUGCAUAGCACAAAUUUCAUAGCAACUUUAUAAUGAGAAAAGAACAAAGAAAGCAAGAUACAUCACAUUUUAAUUUUUAAUCAUACAUUCACUACUAAAGUUACCAUACUAUUAAUCUUUUUUGUUCAGUCUAAUAAGCAGGAGGAAGUUUAUAAAUACGUAUAUAUUUUGUAUUUAUGUAUUUAUAUCCACUUUUAUUAUUUUUUAAAAUAACUCAAAGCGCCAAACAUAUCCAGCACAACUUCCUCUGCCUAUUUUUCCCACAACAAUUCUGCUUAUGAAUACUUUUAGCUACAAUCUAGGCCUAAAUAUUUGGUGUAUUGGUUUCUUAUGUUCAUUUUUACUAACUUCAUUCUUAGUGUUUGAAUGAGAAAGGUAGAACAUAGAAAAUGACAAAGGGUGUAUAAAUAUUUUUCUAUUUUUACAGACACGAGGUAUUUAGGGCUGUUCUGGGUUUGUGCCAGUCAAAGGGCACUAUUGCUUUGUCUGGAAGAAACUGGAACAACCUGUUUUAAGAUUUUGUUUUCUUCUCCACUGAUUGGCUAAUCAAUUAAGGAGGUGGGGACCAAUAUAUUUGUUGCUCUCACCUGUGAUGUCAUUCUAUAUAAACAUCACCUUUCUUUGUUAUCCUGGGAGUUGUUGCUAGCUUUCUAGGACUGUUGUGCUUUGUUUUAAUACCUUUUUUUUUUGAAUCAGGACAAAGGGUGAUUAUGAAUGCUUCAUUUUUUGGUUAAUUAUUUAUUGUUCUCCCGUCUAAAAUAGAGGGAAAGGCUUAAUUUGGAGUGGUUAGAUGCAGAGUUAGAAUUUCUGUCUGCACUCAGGGAACAAUUUGAACUUUUAAAUAACUCAUCCACAUCAUGUUUGGCAUUAUCUAGAUCUAAAAUUUCCAGUACAAGGAAUAUAUGAGCAAUAAAAUAAACAAAAUAUAAACGCUACCUUCCUUUUUGCUCUAAGGGUUUUCUGUUGGAUUAGGAAAAUAAAAAUGGGUCAGCUGUGUACCAAAUGUGUUCAAUUGCUUUACGACUUUGCUGUCUCAGUGAAAACACUGUUGUCAGGUUUGUUGCUUGACAUUAGAGAGUGUUUGGCUCAGAUUGCUAACUGCCCUUGCCUAAAACGAAAAAAUGUUGAAAUGAGGCAGCUCUACAAACCUGUUCUUCAUCGUUAUGAAGAGGAAACUGCCCAAGAAUUUCUGCAACACAUUGAAAAAGGUUUUGAAAUGUCGUCACUUGGCAAGAUAUCUUUAGAGGCCUUGAAGACCUUGGCAUUUUCUGAUCAUCCCGGCUUGCAAAUGCUUGCUGCUCUCUAUUAUCUACACAUAAGCCAAGACUCAGUAAACAUCCAUCUGUCCCAAGAGCAUUUGGAAACAUAUUAUGCUUUGCUGAAGUCUAAUGAUUUGGAGGUUCAGCAGAUUUCAUCCUUAUCCCUGCUCAGUUUUUUAUUAGAAGGAAAUGUAACCAAGGAGCAUGUCAUAGAAAUGGAAUUACUUGAACCAAUCCUAGAGCUACUUGAAUCGGAUGAUAUCGCUGUCCAGGAUAAUUCCUGUGCCUGCUUAAUGAUGCUGGCUGACUCAGAGGCUUGUCGGAAUGCAAUUGCAGCAGCUGGAGGAACUAUACCAUUACUUUCCCUUUCUAAAUCUCAUGAUAUUGGCGUUCAACAAAAUGCCAUUCAAGCUAUUUUCCACCUCACACGAUCAGAAUGGAUCCAAAGGGUUUUGGUUCGUCAAAGUGCUCUCCCAAUUCUCACCCAUUUAUUAGAGUCUCCUGACACAGAAGUUCAGUACUACAGUUGUGCUGCUCUCAGUAAUGUGGCUACAAAUUCACAGCACCACAAAGCUAUGCUUCACGUUGGUGACAGGUUUCUUCUGCAGACUCUGCUUUCUCUCUUGUCUUCAGGUGUGGAUAAGAUUUCAAACCAGGCUUGCAUUUGUCUCAGGAAUUUAGCCACAAAUGAGUUUGUUCUGACCAGUCUUGUUGCUAUGCAUAUCCAGUCCCGUCUUCUUCCUCUCUUGAAAUUUAGCAAUAAAGAGAUUCAGCAGAAUUCAGUAAUUCUCCUCCAGAUAUUAUCCCAACACUCAGGCAACCAGGAUGCCCUGAUGUCUGAAGAGAUGCUGCAAAUUUUGGGGGAACUGUUGCUUACCUGGAGAACAGACACAGUAAUUGUUGGCCAUAUGGCUUGCCUCAUCAAAAAUCUCAGCCGUUCUAAAAACAUACAGAAAAUCUUAAAAGGCCCAUGCAUCAAAGGCCUUCUUCAAGCUAUCCACAGUGUCUACUUACUAGAAGAUUCCCUUUCCUAUGUGAUAUCUUGUCUUGCUGAACUGGUGAAGCAUGAAGGAGCCACGGCGCAUAUUGUAGCAUUGAUGGAUGAACCACUGAUAAAUCAUUUGGUGAAAUUAGCUAACCAGGUGGAACAAACUGAGCUUUCCUUCCAAGCUGCCUUUAUGAUCAAGCACUUGGUAAGGCAUGAGGAGAUAGUGUCUCUGUUAAAAACACACAUGAACCAGGUUCAGCAAUAUCUGAUGAAGUAUCUUAUUCACCGGGAGAUUCGUUUUCAGCAUCUGGGCAUAACCACUCUCUGUGCAUUACAGAAAGAUCCAGACUUUUUGGCAGCAUUCAGUAACAGUGAACUGAAGAAGCACCUUGAUGAAAUUUGUCAACAGACUGAAAUUAUGCAAGAGCUUCUCAGUGUUGCUGUUGGACAUAUGGAGGCAUGAGAGACACUUCCAACCUGCACAUCAUUAGUCAGAAUGGAGAUCAUUAGCCUCUGAAUAGGCACCUGAGCUAAGAUAUUGGUAUCUCAGGUUUAACAAAGCAGCUUUGGGUAAAUCCACAACAGCUGCAUACAUAAAUUAUGAUGUCUGUUAUUUGGGUAGAAAUGAAAGGGACAUUUCCCCGCUCACAAGGCAUGUAAACAGAAUCCAUUGAAAAUGAUUCGGUUUGUGAUUAUAUAAAAAAAUAUGCCACUGUUGUCUUAUCUUUGCAUUCAUGGAUCAGUCUUAUAGCAAUAAUACUUAUAUACCGCUUUACAGCCCUCUCUAACAGAGUCAGCAUUUUGGCCCCCAACAAUCUCGGGAUUGUUUUACCCACUUUGGAAGGAUGGAAGGCUGAGUCAACCUUGAGCCUGGUGAGAUCUGAACUGCCAAACUGCUGGCAGCCGGUGAUCAGCUGAAGUAGCCUGCAGUACUGCACUCUAACCAUUGCACCACCACGGCUCUUAUAGUUCUAAAGACAGUUGGACCAGUCUAAACAUAGUUCUGUCAUACAGUUGCUGCAAUUUUAACACCAUCCUUGCUGAUUUGUAAUCUGCAGAUCUCUGCAGAUGCAGAUAAUCUUGCCCUAGGAUACACUUUGGCAAUAUUCUUAUUUUAAUAAACUGAAUUUGGAUUGUUUUAAGAGCUUUGAAAUGGGGGGGGGGGAAUCUCCGCUAGCAAACAAUUAUGUGUAUGCAGGUUUCCAAGAUAAAUUUGUGAAGCUUUUACUAAAAUGGGCAUUUUUAGAAAAAUGUAUUUAUGUAAAAUGGUUGUGGUGUUGUGACUGCUUUAAGAUGCUGUAUAUUUGCAUAUAGGCAUGGCUGAGUAAUCACGUCCUUGGCUCAUUAACGGAUAUGACUUCAGGGAAGGGAGCUAACCAUUCCCAUCAUAUUAGAACAUGUCAAACAGGCAGAAAUAAUGGGAGACAGGUGGUUCCGUAAAUGACAGUUGCUGGAUCCAAAGGUUUCUAUGUAUGUGCAUAUUUGUGUUAAAACGCUCUGUAAGUUGAAAGAUCUCCUGGAUGACAUGGGGCUAUCCACCAAAGAGGACAUACUGUACCUAGUUGCACAAAGAAACCUAUUCAGAAGCUGUUUCUAUACAUAUAUGAAGUGCAUAUGCUCAAGAGCUCUUACUUUAAUUCAGCUCUUAAAAUUGAAUUAAAUUGAUUAUUGUAUCCUAUUGAAAAAAAAAUCUGAAUGUUUCCCUUACAUAGAAGAUUAUUGCUUGCUUUGUGCUACUAAAAUCAAAUGUCUGGAAGCCAUAUCCAAAGUUUGCAUCUAAUCUACCCUGUUUCCCCCAAAAUAAGACAUCCCCUGAUAAUAUGCCCAAUAGGGCUUUUGAGUGCAUGGCAGUAAGGCCAAGCGCUUAUUUCAGGGUUCAAGAAAAUAUAAGACAGGGUCUUAUUUUCGGGAAAACAUGGUAGUUUUGAGUGAUUCUGCAGUUGUCUGCAAACAUAGUAAAAAAUGAAAGCAUCCACAUAAGCGUGAUCUCCAAUAACUUCUUGUGCUUUUGUUUUUGGGCCUUUGAGUAUUGAAAAUUGAGCUGCAGGACACACAGUGGCAGCAAAAUACAUUUUUCACAAGAAACAAAACAUGCUUUCUUCUUGUCAAUUUAUAGCUGGAAAUGCCCACAUGUGUUUCAUCUCUUAUUAAAUUGGAUUUUUAAAUUGUUAGAAUCUUGUUUAUAGGAAGCAGCAUAAAAGUGUUAUAAGUAAACAAUAUUUUAGAAGAGAAGAAUGUUGUAGGACACAGAAGAAUAAGAACUGCCUCCUGAGAUGGAAAUGGUCCUCUGAGUCAUAUGCAGCAUUUCUUCUAGGAAUCGGCUGUGUUCCUCAAGGAUUGUUGAAUCUGUUCCUCCCAUUAGACUGCAGGAAGACCAACUCUUAGCUCCCUCAUUAGACAAUGCCUGAACUUCUCAAAUAACUGAAUAUUAUCUAUUUCAUGUAAUCACCAUUCUGCAACACUAUAAUAUCACAGACCAGGUCUUAGUGCCUUAGAAUGAAAGAUGGAAUAUCCCAAGUAUUAGGGGGCUUCUGAACCCAGCACCAUUCUUGCUGAGAUUCAGCCAAAACUCUUCCUCCCUAUCCAACUCUAAUGGCUUCCAGACAUCUAGACGGGACUUCAGUAACAUUUCCUGUUCAGCCUAUACGAUAUGGAGAGCAUUAUGGGUAAAUUCGCUGCAUCUUCAUUUUUCCAAGUCUGGAAAAAGCUCAUUGACUUCUGAGAAUGACCUUAAGCCAGAAAGCUUUGUUUUAUUUGCUGAACUGUCUGCUAAUUAGAUAAAUUAAGAAAAGCCAAACUUGCAUUGUUAAUUAUAGCCACGUUUUUUUAUUGUUUAUUUUGUACUCAACAAAAUUAAUAAAUACAUUAUCUAAGAUACAAUAGGCUUUUUUUUUCCAUUUCACCUAUGAAAAAAUAAUGCUUUCAAAUUUUUUUUUUUCACAUUUUAAAACCUGUCAUGUUAUUUUAUUUGU
Messenger RNA from Ahaetulla prasina, 5371 nucleotides. RefSeq lists its product as uncharacterized. Gene Ontology annotation, molecular function: protein binding; protein-membrane adaptor activity. NCBI's taxonomy places the organism in Eukaryota, Metazoa, Chordata, Lepidosauria, Squamata, Colubridae. Gene Ontology annotation, biological process: nucleus-vacuole junction assembly. The transcript is spliced from 14 exons. The record is from RefSeq and is a predicted model, not a curated record. The coding region runs from base 1135 to 2862 and encodes 575 amino acids.